Lymnaea stagnalis (great pond snail) is the source of this 1297-nucleotide messenger RNA. Lineage: Eukaryota; Metazoa; Mollusca; Gastropoda; Lymnaeidae. The record is from the annotation of a GenBank genome assembly.
GAUGUCAGAUCAAUGGGUAGUCAUGAUAACCCUAUUCAUUUGGAUGGGCAGGGAAUGAAGGACAACUUCAGCAGCAGUCUCAAUGACGCUUUUGACGAUAUUGUUGUGAACACAUCAGGGAGGCACAUCACUAAACAGACAACCCCCAAACAUCAAAUGCCUCCAACUCAGGUAAAUCCGCCACGGAAUCCACCUCACCCCGGAGGUCCUGUCCCAGCAUUCAUGCCGUUGAGACAGCAGCAAGGUUAUCCUGGAAUGAGACAGAAAUUUCCUGUUAAUCCAUAUCGAACGGGCAGGCCUCACAUCAAUGUUAACAGGCCGAUGGGCUUCCGCAAUAUGAGGCAGCAUCACCCUGCCAUGCAUUCUAACUACCGUCAACCUGUUGCUGUUAAUGCCAACCCUGGAAUGGGUGCUAGAGGGAUGUAUCCAAGAAUGAGACCACCAUUUGUUAGAGCUUUACCUCCACCACCACCUCAUGUGCAGCAGCCAACUCAAUCUGGGGGUGAGCAAGAGCCCAUAGUCAUAGACCUUGAUGAGGAUGAUGAUGACAACAGUCAUAGAAAGGGGAGUGGAUGGGAAUCUGCUUCAUCACACGGACAGUACCCUCACAAUGGACAAAUGGGUGGCUUUUCUGGUCCAGUUGGAAUCACUGUCCCUGAUGCUGUGCUGAUGACCAAUGAAAACUUGACCACCAGUCAUGAGUCAGAAAUAUCAGUAAGAGAUAACUUUCUAAAUGAAUCUUACCCAACCUAUGGCAACACAGCUCAAGUGCCAACAACGUCACAACAUAACUCAACCAACAAUGAACUGUCAGGCAACACUUCUAGUCAAAUUCAGUUAGACGGCACCCAAGUCCCUAUUCAUGACAGUGUAAGUAUGAAACAUCGGUUGAAUAGACCAGCCACGGGUUUGUUUGAUGGCUCGCCAGUCAUGCAUUCAUCUAGUCAAAGCUCAGAUCAAGUUGAUCCCACAGCUGCCUUACAAAUUGUAGUUAAAACCUUCCCAAAGCUACAGUUACCAAAUCACGGGGCAGAGUCGGGUGAUUAUUAUCACUCACGCAAGCAAAACCCAGAGACUGGAGAUACUGUUUAUUCGCAAAGACAGAAUACAGAAAGAGGAUCCAAUACUUACGCACCAGUGCCUUACACAGCUGGAAAUAAUAAUGAUUCAUCAUCUCUAGAAUCGAGUGCAUCAGAGUCUUUCCCGUAUGAACAUUCACAAAGUUCUACAACUGAAUCCACAGCCUAUCAGCAAAAUUCACAAAAGCCUGGAUCAUCCUCUGAAUCUAUCAUUGGUC